AUGACGUCAGCGGAAGUGUGAGCACAAAAAGGAGGGGAACGAGGGGGGGUUGGUUUUGGCGCCAAAUGCGAGCCUUCUAACAAGACAAGAAGACGAGCUGACGUCACUUUUCUCUUUUCAACGCAGCCGCCCUUUGUCAGGAGCACGUAGUAUCGAGCCGACAUGGACGAGGCCAACCAGCUAAUCGGCGCCGGGAAGAAGCACCUGGCGGCGGGGAAGGUGGUGGAGGCGGUCGGCGCCCUGCAGGAGGCCUGUGCCGUGUUAGCUAAGAAAUAUGGAGAUACAGCAGAUGAGUGUGCAGAAGCGUUCUUCUGGUGUGGUAAAGCACUUUUGGAUUUGGCAAGGAUGGAGAACUCCGUACUCGGUAACGCUUUAGAAGGAGUCCCAGAGAACGACGACGAGGAAAACCCCAAGGACUCCAACGUUGAGGGCACAGAAAAUGUUGACGAGAAGACCAGGGAUGAGCUGAGGGUUCAGGUGUAUGAAGCCAUGGCGGAGAAGUCUGCGGACGUGCAGAAGAACGAGGAAGGUGAGGGAAAAGGAAACUCAUCGGAGGUAGGCGAGGGCAACAAGAAGGAAGCAGCAGACAAGAUGGAAGAGGAGCCGUCUGACAAGGUGGAAGAAAAACCCGCAGAGAAGACUGUAGAAGAAGCUGAUGAGGAUGUACAAACACAAGACCAGAAGGAAGAACCACAAGACAAGCGGGUAGAAGAUGAUGAAGCAGACAAGAUGGAGGAGGACGAAGCUAAAGUACAACCACAAGACAAACAGGCAGUAGAGAAGGUAGACAAGAAGGAAGAACCAGAGGACAAAGUAGACGAUGCAGCAGACAAGAUGGAGGAGGAUGAAGCUAAAGUACAACCACAAGACCAGAAAGAGGAAGAGCCAGCUGACCGGAAGGAAGAACCAGAAGACAAGAAGGUAGAAGAUCAUGCCGCGGAAAAGAAGGAGCAGGAAGAAGCUAAAGUACAAUCAGAAGAUAAAAAUGCAGAUGAGAAGGUAGACAAGAAGGAAGAACCAGAAGACAAGGAGCAGGAAGAAGCUAAAGUACAAUCAGAAGAUAAAAAUGCAGCAGAGAAGGAAGAACCAGAAGACAAGAAGGUAGAAGAUGAUGCCGCAGACAAAAUGGAGCAGGAAGAAGCUAAAGUACAAUCAGAAGAUAAAAAUGCAGCAGAGAAGGUAGACAAGAAGGAAGGACCAGAAGACAAGGAGCAGGAAGAAGCUAGAGUACAAUCAGAAGAUAAAAAUGCAGCAGAGAAGGUAGACAAGAAGGAAGGACCAGUAGACAAGGAGCAGGAAGAAUCUAAAAUACAAUCAGAAGAUAAAAAUGCAACAGAGAAGGAAGAACCAGAAGACAAGAAGGUAGAAGAUGAUGCCGCAGACAAGAUGGAGCAGGAAGAAGCUAAAGUAAAAUCAGAAGACAAAAAGGGAGCAGAGAAGGUAGACAAGAAGGAAGAACCAGAAGACAAAAAGGAGCAGGAAGAAGCUAAAGUACAAUCAGAAGACAAAAAUGCAGCAGAGAAGGUAGACAAGAAGGAAGAACCAGAAGACAAGAAGGUAGAAGAUGACGCCGCAGACAAGAUGGAGCAGGAAGAAGCUAAAGUACAAUCACAAGACAAAAAGGCAGCAGAGAAGGUAGACAAGAAGGAACAACCAGAAGACAAGAUGGAGGAGGAAGAAGCUGAGGAGGACAUAGCGGAAGAAGCUGAAGAUGGUGGUGAAGAAGAAGAAACGCUGGAUCUGGCUGAACACAGCAAUGUUGCAGAAAAGGAAAGUGAGGAUGAAGAAGUGGGGAACCUUCAGCUGGCCUGGGAGAUGCUGGAAAUGGCUAAAGUCAUCUACAACAGAAAAGAGACCAAAGAGGACCAGCUGAUGGUAGCACAGACUUACUUGAAGCUGGGGGAAGUUUCUGCUGAGUCAGGGAACUACACACAAGCACUGGAGGACUUUGGGAAGUGUCUGAGCCUGCAGCUGAAGCACCUGGACCCUGACAGUCGCCUGCUGGCUGAGACCCACUACCAGAUGGGUCUGAGCCUCACUUUCAACCUGCAGUACAAGGAAGCCGUGGAAGAACUCAAGCGCUCUGUGGCCGUCAUCAAGAGCAGGCUGGGGAACCUGGCGCAGGUGCUCCUCAAGGCUUCUGGCCCAGAUCAGCUUGCCGAGGAGAGGAAGGAGAUGGAGGAGCUGGAGGCUCUGCUGCCAGAGAUCCAGGAGAAGGUGGAGGACGCCACCGAUGGCAUGAAGUCCAUAGCGGCUGAUGCUGAGGUGCAGGAUGGAACCACCUCUUCCUCUUCCUCCGCACCUGCCGGCAGCACUCCUACCCCCUCACACUCCAGCAGCGUGAGCGUCACUCCCGUGUCUGACAUCAGCCACCUGGUCAGGAAGAAGAGGAAGCCAGAGGAGAGUCCCGUGAAAGAAGGCGUGAAAAAGCUGAAGCAGGACAGCGCUCAGGAGACGCACGCUACCGGAGACGCUAACGGCGAGCACGCAGCUACCGGAGACGCUAAAGGCGAGCACGCAGCUAACGGCGAGCACGCAGCUAACGGUCACAGCAGCAUGGAGGUGGAGAGUCAUUGAAGGCAUCUUCAAGUCCAGCCAUGACCUUCUGUCCAAUGUUGUGAUGUCAUGUUCACUUUUAUUGCACGUUUGACAGCUUUGAAUAUUACUUGAAUACAGGUUUGAAUACUGCUUGCAUUGUACUUGAAUACUACUUGAAUACUGCUUUGAAUACAACUUUACAUACUACUUGCAUUGUACUUUAAUACAACUUUGUAUACUACUUGAAUACUGCUUGGAAUACAACUUUGUAUACUACUUGAAUACAACUUUGAAUACUGCUUGGAAUACAACUUUGUAUACUUUUUGGAAUACAACUUUGAAUACUGCUUGGAAUACAACUUUGAAUACUACUUGAAUACAACUUUGUAUACUGCUUGGAAUACAACUUUGUAUACUACUUGCAUUGUACUUUAAUACAACUUUGAAUACUGCUUGGAAUACAACUUUGUAUACUAUUUGCAUUGUACUUGAAUACUGCUUGGAAUACAACUUUGUAUACUACUUGAAUACAACUUUGAAUACUGCUUGGAAUACAACUUUGUAUACUUUUUGGAAUACUACUUGAAUACUACUCAAAUACAACUUUGAAUACUGCUUGGAAUACAACUUUGAAUACUACUUGAAUACAACUUUGUAUACUGCUUGGAAUACAACUUUGUAUACUACUUGCAUUGUACUUUAAUACAACUUUGAAUACUGCUUGGAAUACAACUUUGUAUACUAUUUGCAUUGUACUUGAAUACUGCUUGGAAUACAACUUUGUAUACUACUUGGAAUACAACUUUGUAUACUAUUUGCAUUGUACUUGAAUACUGCUUGGAAUACAACUUUGUAUACUACUUGAAUACAACUUUGUAUACUACUUGAAUACAACUUUGUAUACUACUUGCAUUGUACUUUAAUACAACUUGGAAUACAACUUUGAAUACUGCUUGGAAUACAACUUUGAAUACUGCUUGGAAUACAAAUUUGAAUACUGCUUGGAAUACAACUUUGUAUACUACUUGCAUUGUACUUUAAUGCAACUUUGAAUACUACUUGGAAUACAACUUUGAAAACUGCUUGGAAUACAACUUUGUAUACUACUUGCAUUGUACUUUAAUACAACUUUGAAUACUACUUGGAAUAGAACUUUGAAUACUGCUUGGAAUACAACUUUGUAUACUACUUGCAUUGUACUUUAAUACAACCUUGAAUACUGCUUGGAAUACAACUUUGUAUACUGCUUGGAAUACAACUUUGUAUGCUGUUUGCAUUGUACUUGAAUACUGCUUGGAAUACAACUUUGAAUACUGCUUGGAAUACAACUUUGUAUACUACUUGCAUUGUACUUUAAUACAACUUUGAAUACUGCUUGGAAUACAACUUUGUAUACUACUUGCAUUGUACUUUAAUACAACUUUGAAUACUACUUGGAAUAGAACUUUGAAUACUGCUUGGAAUACAACUUUGUAUACUACUUGCAUUGUACUUUAAUACAACCUUGAAUACUGCUUGGAAUACAACUUUGUAUACUGCUUGGAAUACAACUUUGUAUGCUGUUUGCAUUGUACUUGAAUACUGCUUGGAAUACAACUUUGAAUACUGCUUGGAAUACAACUUUGUAUACUACUUGCAUUGUACUUUAAUACAACUUUGAAUACUGCUUGGAAUACAACUUUGUAUACUACUUGCAUUGUACUUUAAUACAACUUUGAAUACUACUUGGAAUAGAACUUUGAAUACUGCUUGGAAUACAACUUUGUAUACUACUUGCAUUGUACUUUAAUACAACCUUGAAUACUGCUUGGAAUACAACUUUGUAUACUGCUUGGAAUACAACUUUGUAUGCUGUUUGCAUUGUACUUGAAUACAACUUUGAAUACUACUUGCAUUGUACUUUAAUACUACUUGAAUACUGCUUGGAAUACAACUUUCUAUACUACUUGAAUACUGCUUGGAAUACAACUUUCUAUACUACUUGCAUUGUACUUGAAUACUUGAGUUAUGUUGGCAUUGUUCCUCCCCGCCAUGAUUGCAGUUUUUCCUCAUCUUUGUUUUACAUUCAACUUUGACCUAAUAAAGAUCAUUUUUGCAAACUUUU
Messenger RNA from Nerophis ophidion (straightnose pipefish), 4642 nucleotides. RefSeq names its product nuclear autoantigenic sperm protein-like. The transcript is spliced from 14 exons. Gene Ontology annotation, biological process: CENP-A containing chromatin assembly; DNA replication-dependent chromatin assembly. The record is from RefSeq and is a predicted model, not a curated record. Gene Ontology annotation, molecular function: histone binding. The coding region runs from base 163 to 2577 and encodes 804 amino acids. Gene Ontology annotation, cellular component: nucleoplasm. NCBI's taxonomy places the organism in Eukaryota, Metazoa, Chordata, Actinopteri, Syngnathiformes, Syngnathidae.